UCUCCUCCACCAUCUCCACCACCACCACCGUCAACACCCUCUCCGGAAACAAUGGGGGAAGAACAUUACCGUCAUCUCCUCCUCCUCCUCCUCAUUGUUUCCCUCUUCUUCAUCAAAACCCAUUCCUCCUUCACUCCUUCCGACAACUACCUCAUCAACUGCGGCUCCUCCGCCGAGACAAAACUCCCCGACGGUCGGACUUUCAAAUCCGACCAACAGUCUGUCUCCUUCCUACAAACAGAAGAAGACAUCAAAACCUCCGUCGACACCAUCCCCUCCUCCUCCGACACCCUCCCUUUAUACCUAACCGCCCGUAUCUUCCCCGGAAAAGCAACUUACUCCUUCUACAUCUCCCGCCCCGGCCGCCACUGGAUCCGCCUCCAUUUCUACCCUCUCCCUCACCCUCUCUACAACCUCACAGACUCCGUCUUCUCCGUCACCACCGACACAACCGUUCUCUUACACGACUUCUCCGCCACAAACCCUUCCUCCGUCGUGUUCAAAGAGUACCUCGUCUACGCCUCGGAGAAGCUCUCUUUGUAUUUCAAACCACAUAAAGGCUCCAUCGCUUUCAUCAACGCCGUGGAGAUCGUCUCCGUCCCCGACGAGCUUGUCCCUGACUCUGCCUCCUCUGUUCCGCAAUCUCCUGACUUCAAGGGCCUAAGCAGCUUCUCUCUCCAAGUCUCUCACCGGUUAAACAUCGGAGGAGACUUGGUCUCCUCCAAGAUCGACCCUCUCUCUCGCACGUGGCUCUCUGACAAACCCUACAACUCGUUCCCCGAAGGCUCUCGAAACGUCACCGUCGAUCCCAAGACGAUAACUUACCCUGAAGGGGGAGCCACGGAGCUCAUCGCUCCUAAUCCGGUUUACGCAUCGGCCAUGGAGAUGGCCGAUGCGCAAACCAGCGAGCCUAACUUCAACCUCUCGUGGAGCGCGAGCGUUGACUCUGGUCAUGAUUAUUUCAUCAGGCUUCACUUUUGUGACAUUGUGAGCAAGUCUCUUAACGAACUCGUCUUCAAUGUUUUCAUCAACAAGUUCAUCGCGAUCUCCGGACUCGAUCUUUCGACCAAGACCAACGCUCUAGGGACAGCUUAUUAUGCGGACUUCGUGCUCAACGCGUCCGCUAUCACCAAUGGGUCCAUCCUGGUUCAGGUCGGUCCGACGCCUAACCUACAAUCAGGUAAACCGAAUGCGAUUCUCAACGGUUUAGAGAUCAUGAAGCUGAACAACGCAGCCGGGAGUUUAGACGGGCUUUUCGGGGUCGAUGGGAAGUACAGAGGACCGAGUAUUGGGAUGUCGUCUAAGAAGCUAGCCAUUGCGGGUAUCGGGUUCGUCAUGGGCCUAACCGCUUUCUUCGGGGUUGUUGUCUUGCUUGUUAGAUGGCAGAGACGUCCUAAAGACUGGCAAAAACAGAACAGUUUCUCCUCGUGGUUGCUUCCUUUGCACGCAGGACACUCGAGUUACAUGUCGAGCAAGGGCGGGUCAACUACAUCGAGGAAAAUGAGUAUCUUCGGGUCGAAGAAAAGCAAAAGCAACGGGUUCUCUAGCUUCUUCUCAAACCAGGGUUUAGGUCGUUACUUCCCCUUCACGGAACUGCAAACCGCGACGCAGAACUUCGAUGAGAAGUCUGUGAUCGGUGUUGGAGGAUUCGGUAAAGUGUAUAUCGGAGAGAUCGACGGUGGGACGCAAGUGGCUAUCAAAAGAGGGAACCAGAGCUCAGAGCAAGGGAUCAACGAGUUUCAGACAGAGAUUCAGAUGCUGUCCAAACUCAGACACAGACAUUUGGUUUCACUUAUAGGUUUCUGCGAUGAAAAUAAAGAGAUGAUUCUUGUCUACGAGUACAUGUCAAACGGUCCUCUACGUGAUCAUUUAUACGGCUCUAAAGAAAACGACCCUAACCCUAUACCUACCUUGUCGUGGAAGCAACGUCUAGAGAUCUGCAUUGGCUCAGCGCGUGGACUCCAUUAUCUCCACACGGGUGCAGCGCAGGGGAUCAUCCACCGUGACGUCAAAACCACCAACAUUCUCUUGGACGAGAACCUUGUCGCUAAAGUCUCAGACUUUGGACUUUCCAAAGAUGCCCCUAUGGAGCAAGGGCAUGUAAGUACAGCAGUGAAGGGUAGUUUCGGGUAUUUAGAUCCUGAGUACUUCAGAAGACAGCAGCUCACUGACAAGUCAGAUGUUUACUCGUUCGGUGUGGUCUUAUUCGAGGUUCUAUGUGCAAGGCCUGUGAUAAACCCACAGUUACCUAGAGAGCAAGUUAACCUAGCAGAGUAUGCUAUGAACUUGCAUAGGAAAGGCAAGUUGGAGACAAUCAUUGACCCUAAGAUUGUCGGAACGAUUAGUAAAGGUUCCUUGAGGAAGUUUGUGGAGGCUGCAGAGAAGUGUUUGGCUGAGUAUGGUGUUGAUAGGCCUGGAAUGGGAGAUGUGUUGUGGAAUCUUGAGUAUGCUUUGCAGCUUCAAGAAGCUUCAGCUCAAGUUGAUUUGUCUGAAGAUAAGACUACUAUGAAUAUUCAGAUGGAGUUUUCCGGCGAGGAGAUGCAAUCUCCGCCGCAUCCUUUGCUGUGACAUCGCCGGUUUUUUAAGUGUGAUUCUUUGUUUGUUUGUUUAGCUUGGCUUUCAUAAAGA
This is a messenger RNA of Brassica oleracea var. oleracea, 2628 nucleotides long. Its product is annotated as probable receptor-like protein kinase At5g61350. The record is from RefSeq and is a predicted model, not a curated record. The transcript is spliced from 2 exons. Gene Ontology annotation, biological process: protein autophosphorylation. Gene Ontology annotation, cellular component: plasmodesma; plasma membrane. Gene Ontology annotation, molecular function: transmembrane receptor protein tyrosine kinase activity; ATP binding. NCBI's taxonomy places the organism in Eukaryota, Viridiplantae, Streptophyta, Magnoliopsida, Brassicales, Brassicaceae. The coding region runs from base 52 to 2568 and encodes 838 amino acids.